This is a messenger RNA of Plectropomus leopardus (leopard coralgrouper), 5922 nucleotides long. RefSeq names its product RNA polymerase II associated protein 1 (gene rpap1). The record is from RefSeq and is a predicted model, not a curated record. NCBI's taxonomy places the organism in Eukaryota, Metazoa, Chordata, Actinopteri, Perciformes, Serranidae. Gene Ontology annotation, biological process: transcription by RNA polymerase II.
AAAAAGCUUCCGCGGGUGUACCGGGGCUUUUGUAUGACGGACCAAGCAUUCAACCGAAGAGGGAUGUUGCGGCGUCCCAAACCAACCGACUCUGAGGCAGACCUCCUGAGAGAGCAGGAGAGGUUUCUGACCUCCGGUGCUCCGUCUGCUGCCAGUGUUGUCCGCCGACCCGACAAGAGGAGAGGUGAAGGUGGAGGAGAAGGAGGGGAGCAAAACGGGGAGGAUGAAGAAGGACAGAGAGAUGUUGUCACCAUCGAAGAUCUUCCAGACCAACUCCCGUCUCUGACGCCAGCUCCUCCUAAGAAGUCUCGCUUUAAAGCCAGUCGUGUCACUUUCGAGGACGAUGAUGCUGGGGAGAUACUGGACAGACACGACACUCAUAUCAGUGCUGUUCUCUCCAGGAUCGUUGAAAGAGAUACCAGCUUCACUCCAGUAUCUCUACCAGCAUUUACAGGCAUGGCUUUCCCCAAAGUAUUGCAUCGCUCAGAAACCAGCAGUCAGGUGCCGGCGUCCUCAGUCGGAGGAAAGAAAAGUAUCUUUGCACGUCAGAUCGCAGCUCAGAGACUUAAAGAGGGAAAGGCACCCUUACAUUGUGCACCUGAUUACAGGGAGCAGAGCCUGCCUUCUGAGACCAGCAUGGAAACAGAUCAGCGCCAGCCGGUUGCAGUCUCGGGUCCCUGUCUGUUGUCUGGUCAGGGGCUCGGGGGCCCAGAUAGCUCAGGAGAGACCAUGAGGAUCCACAGGGAGAACCAGGCUAAGCUGCAGGCCAUGUCUCAGUCUCAGAUACUCGAGGAGCAGAAGAAACUCUUAUCUCAGCUCGAUCCUAGACUGGUGGAGUUUGUUAGGUCUCGGAAAGCUCAGAGCGUCCCGUCCUCUGCCUCCGCAUCCAAACAACCCCAGGGCAGAAGCAGCGAGGACAAUUUUCCUCUAGAAAAUGUGAGCAGAGAGUCAGACUCCUCCGGUGCUGCUGUGCAGUUACAGGAACCUCAAGAAGUUGAGAUGGAAGCAGAGGAGGAGGAAAAAGUGCCACCACCACCUGCUGUGACGGAGGAGGAUCUGCCGCUGAAGCGUCAGAAGGAAUGGGUCCACAUGGAUAAGCUGGAGCCAGAGAAGCUGGAGUGGAUGAGAGACUUACCUGCACCCAGAAGGAAAGGAACCCAGAAGGCCAUGCAGGCUCGGUUUGACUUUGCGGGGACCUUGAUUCCACCCACCGAGGAUCUGCCCACACAUUUAGGCCUGCACCACCACGGAGAGGAGCCUGAGCGGGCAGGUUACUCCCUGCAGGAACUCUUCCUGCUGUCUCGGAGUCAGCUCAUCCAGCAGAGGAGUCUCGCUCUCAGCACUCUGGCCAACAUCCUCUCAAAGGCACGUGCCGGGGAGUACCUGUCAGUCCUGCAAGGCAGCGUGGUGUCCACUCUGCUCGACGCCGGCCUGCUCUUCCUGCUCCGUUUUGCGUUGGAUGACAGUGUGGAGGGAGCGAUGUCUGCAGCUGUGCAUGCACUCAAAGCCCUCCUUGUGUGUGCAGAGGAUGAAGAGUGUUUGGACUGUACCUUCUCCUGGUUUCGCGGCCUGGCCUCCUUCCCUCUGCUGCCGUCUGCUCAGGAGGAGGAAGAAGAGGAGGAUGAAGGGCUGCCUGAAAAUAUGAAGGAGACAGCUAAGGAGAAGGAAGAGAGGAAGAGCGAUCAUGAUGUGGCCAGGCAGGAUGUUGUCAAGGGACUGCUAAAGAUGAAACUGCUCCCCAGGCUGCGUUACAUCCUUGAGGUGGUCCGACCUUCUCCUCGAGUGGUCCAGGACGUCCUGGAGAUCCUGACUCGUAUCGCUAGGCACUCCUCCUCAUCUGCCACCCAGGUGCUCGACUGUCCUCGCUUGAUGGAGACGAUUUUAUCAGAGUUCCUUCCCACUUCCUGGACGGCGCCAUCAACUCCCCUUCCUCAGUCUGUUUACGGGCUCCCACAGGCCAGCGCCAUGAAGCUGUUGAGAGUGUUGGCCACGUCUGGCAGACAUGCCUGUGCCAGACUUUUAAACUCAUUUGGAGUGUCAGAGCGUCUUCCUUGUCUGCUGAGUGCUGAGCCUAGUGAGCUGCUGCUGGAGCAGACUGAGGCCCUCAGGAUCACCACUGAGGCCUUCAGGCUGUGGGCUGUAGCAGCCGGCUACGGACAGGCCUGCAAAUUAUACAUAGACCUGUAUGCAGGCUUAGCGAAGGCGUUGCAGUCAGUUCACAGAGUCCUGACCCCCUCAGAUCCUCUGCUGCCUCUGCAGCUCCAGCGGGUCCUGGCUCUGCUCUGUCUGCUCACACAGGUCACUCACACUGCUGGCUGCCACCAGGAGCUGCAGGCCGGCCUGGUCAGCUCUCAGGGAGAAGAGUGCCCUCCUCCUCCUCCAGUGUCUUGGGGUCACGUCACAGGGCUGCAGGCUUCCUUGUUGGGACAUUUGAAGGGUUUUGUGAAGAACCUCGAUAAUCCAGUUCAGAAAGAGAUCAGCCUGACUGUGAUACCAGCUUACCUGAGUUACUUAGAAGCUUACUACCACCAGCUCUCCAGACAGAACUGUUUCAAGCCAGUAGAGACCCUUCAAGACCUGGAGCUGCUGACGUCUGAGCUUCUCCUCCCUUUGCUGUCCCACCCGGUCGUUCAAGACCUGAUAAAGAACCUGAAGUCUUCCUCAGUGGUGUGUAAUGUCCAGUCUAAUCAUCCUGGCCCAGAGACCGCUCCCAGUCUCCCUGGUUUGGCCUGCCGCGGAUGGAGAGACCGCCCGGGGCUGGUUGUUCCCAGCUCUCCUUUCCCUCUCCUUACAGGCCUGGGACUCCUCCUGGAAACGAUCACAGGCAUCCAUAAAGGCCUAAGCUGCAAGUUCGCUGGUCUCCUUCUGUACCAACCUGUGAUUUGUUACCUGAGAAGCUGCAGUCAGGCUACGCCCAAGCUGUCUCACUCCAGAGCCUGGCUUCUCCGUCAUGAACACCACCUCCUCUACCUGCUGCUCCGACUGGCACACAGACUGAUUCCCAUUGAGCCAGAAGUGGCCAAACAUGCGCCUUUGUACCACCAGAUGGCGCUGGUUGUGCUGCCAUGGCUGUUACCAGGCAGUGAAUAUCUGGCACAUGAACUGCUGUCCACCAUCAUCUUCAGCAAGGACUUUAUAUCAGAGGGCCGCAGUGGAGGACCUGAGGCUGUUGAGCUGGGUGAGCUGAAACUCCGUGAGGAAACACACCACCACACCUCUCCCUCUCUGCAGACGGUUGGAGCUCUCCUGAGAGAAGCCUGCGUGCAGCUGCCAUCCAUACGAGGCUGCUUCCUCACGCACCUCGCCCAUCUGGAGUCAUCCGUGCUGACUUCCAGAGAGGCUCUCCUGGGCCGCAACCCCUGGAUCUGCUCCCAUCUCCUCCCAGAGCUCACUGGUCCCACUGUGCCGUCCGAUUGGCCUUUCAUCCCGCUCGUCAGCCUGUAUGAGCGGGCAGGGGUGUCUGACGGUGGAGGGUUAGCGGUAGUGGAGCUCCCACAGGGGGCUCUGCAGGCGGUGAUACACUGUCUGCAGUGGCUGCUGCUGCUGGAGGUCUGGAGGGAGGAAGCACUGAAGAUGAUCCUUCCUGUCGCCAAGCUCGCCCGCCUGUCCUGUGUGUUCCUCUGUUCCAGUGACUUGUUCCUGGAGAGACCUGUUCAGAAACUGGCCUGGGGUCUGUUCAGACUGCUGACCAGGCAAUCCAGGCUGGACUCUUUGGACCUGGACGUCCCUCCUCCAGGUCUCGCCUCCUUCCAGGACUUGUACUCAGCUCUUUUGACCCAGUAUGAAGCUGUGUCCUUUGGAAACCAGCUCUUUGGCUGCUGGGUCCUCUUACCCCUGCAGAGGAGGUACAGCACCACCCUGAGGCUGGCUGUGUUUGGAGAACAUGUGGGAAUACUGAGGUCACUGGGAGUCGCUCUGGAACAGCUCUGCAUUCCUAUAGAGCGGUUCACCUCCCCGCCUGAAGACUCCCUCCCUCUCCUCCAUCUCUACUUCCGCUGUUUGGUUACGGGGACCCUGAAGCCCCGCUGGUGUCCUGUCUUAUAUGUGGUCGCCUUGUCUCACGUCAACUCCUUCAUCUUCUCUCAGGACGCUGCAGCACAGGAGGUUGAAGCAGCUCGACACAGUAUGCUGAGGAAAGUCUACUACCUGACUGAUGAGGUGUUGAGGAACCACUUGCUUCUCUUCCGCCUGCCACAAAAGCACUCAGAAUUUGGCUUCGAUAUGUACGAGCAGUUGACUCCCAUUAGAGCCAAACGUUUGGAGAGCGUUCUGAGACUGCAGGGCUGCAGCAGUGACAAAGGAGACUGAAGGCAGCAGGGAGUGGGGAAAUUAAAAAAAAGUAGUGAGCCAACAGCAGGAGAUUCACAGGAGGGACAGUAUGUGAUGGAGAGACGAGAACAUGAGCGCAAGAUGCGAAUGAAAGGACACAAAGUGAGUGAUUUCAGCUAUCGUGUCUCAUCAAGAUCGACCCUGGAACAAGAAUCAACAUGAUGACUGGAGAAUAUUCUGUGGCCUCUUUUCCUAAAGUUAACAUAACUGGAGGUAGAUUUGGGCAGCCCUCAGUAAAGUAGCAAUCAAAAAUAAUUUUUGGCACUAUUUUGAGCUUGGUUGGAGACUAUAUUUUAGAGACCGUCAGUGGAAAUGAUCUAAAAGUCAAUUUUAAGGUCCAGUGUGUGGGAUUUAGGGGGAUAUUUUUGCAGAAAUGGAAUAUAAUAAGCGAGUCCUCAUCUACAGAGAUCACCAUGUUGCACCGCCUGGUUACCACAGUAUCCCAUAACAGACAGACCAAACACUGGCUCUAAAUAGGUCCAUUUGCAUUUUUGCACCGACCACCGUAGUUAAAAGCUCAUCUGCGACAAACCAAACAGUGUCAAAAAAACAGACAUGUUUUGAAUGUGAAACUGCUUUAUUCAGUUUAAAUCACCAAGUCCAUUUGUUUUGGAAAGAAAGAGGACUCCGCAUAUAAUUUGGCUCCCGUUAAACAUUUCCUGAACAUUUGGAUCUUAAGUUAUCGGAGAAAAGGUGAGCACACAUUAGCAGGCAUGAGGCUAACAGCUGGUCUCUGAGCAGCAGAACAGCGAAGGAGAAACACUGAUUUGCAACAUGGAAAUGCCAGUUUGAAUUACUGCUGCAUUUGUUUUAGAAACAACAAGAGUCCCCUGUUGAUAAUUUGGCUUUUAGUAAAAAAAAAACAAAACCCUAACAAUCAGGAAUUGUUCAGGUUUUUCAGGAAUUUUGAAGGAAUUCAAAUGUUAUAAAUGUCUCUGUCCUCAUACUUCCAUGCGUCCUUUCAGCGGUGAUCUUAAAGGCAAUUAUUUCAAAUUUCGGCGGCGUCUCCCACAGUCCUAUCUCACUUAAAAUACGCUGCACUAACCCCGUGAUCUCCGGUGGUAUUGUUUGAUUUCGUUCAUAUCCGUGAGCUCUCAGAAAAUUUGCACAAAUAGAGACGAAAUGAAGACGGAGUACCGACAGAAGGCUUUGCCCAUCUCCGUCUCCGUAUGUAACGUUGAGCAUAAAUGAACCCUAACCGGGAGUUCACACUUAGCACAUGGGAGAACUUGCAGCCAGUUGCAGUCUACAAUUCUCUCUGCUUAAUGCCCCAAAAUCUUACACACUGUUCUUUUAAUAUUUGGUUUUCAGGUUGCAGAGUUUUUGCUUGAACUAGUCUAAACUGAACCAACAAAAAACAUUCAGAGCUUGAGCACAAGUGCUAAAAAUGAAGUGCAGAUGCAGUGAGGUGCAAAUGGAAGGAGUUAAAUGUGUUUCCCGGUGACGUCAGCACUUUGCCAGAGUUACUGUUCGUUGGAGGAGCUUGAAAAAUAGACCGCUUGUUUGAUUCUUGGCAUCUCAGAGUAAAGACAAAUGUCCUACUUUACAAGUGCCUGAAAUUGUCUUUUUUUUGUGAAUAAAACAUGAUUUCAA